This is a messenger RNA of Aedes albopictus (Asian tiger mosquito), 494 nucleotides long. Its product is annotated as protein PET100 homolog, mitochondrial. The coding region runs from base 168 to 416 and encodes 82 amino acids. Gene Ontology annotation, biological process: mitochondrial respiratory chain complex IV assembly. Lineage: Eukaryota; Metazoa; Arthropoda; Insecta; Diptera; Culicidae. The transcript has 2 exons. Gene Ontology annotation, cellular component: mitochondrial inner membrane; mitochondrion. The record is from RefSeq and is a predicted model, not a curated record.
GCGUCGACCGCCGACCGCCGUUGAGGAAUCUGACAGCACGGCGUGCUGUCAGUGCAACAAAGUGUCAAAAAAGUGCAUCCAAAGCAAAACAAAUCGACUCCAGCUGAUUGCACGCGAAGUCAUUUUACAUAACUUUUAAGAGGGCGCACGCCGAAGCACCAAAUACCAUGGGCGGUUGGAUGAUGGAAGUCGGCAGGAUGGCCCUCUACAUGACCUUCCCGGUGGCGAUGUUCCACUGGUUCAAUCAGCCGGAGUACUUCGAGAAGUGGGUGACGGAAACAAAGCGGCAGAUCUACCCGCCCGAGAACAAGGAACACCGAGAGGCCGUCGAGAAUUGCAUCCGAACGCUGCGGGAGAAGAAGGACCGGGAACUGCUGGCGGCGCUGGAAGAGUUGGAACGGAAGGAGAAGCAGUAGAUGCGUGCGGGUUUUGUUUUGGGACUUGUACAAAUAGCGAAUAAAUUGUGAAAUACCUAUAUGUUGACGCAACAGUAA